AUGUGGUUUCCAACCAAGCUUGCGAAGAAAGUCACAUACUCCUCCGUAACUGAUGAUGAAGAGAAGGAACAUCUUUCCUCUCGCUUCAGUGACGUGAGUACUGAGAAGGCGGAAAGUGAAGGCUAUGAUAUGUCUUAUCUGAAGACAACACGCCGUUCUCGCUUGCCGUACAUCACGGCCAAUACCGCAGGGAUUGUCACUAUUGUGUUGGUCUAUGGACUUAGUAUCUAUGGCGCCGUGCUCGGGACCUGGGCAAUGCACAGCCAUAAUGAUCAUGGAAGUCCGUACACAAAGCCAAUUGCGUACUGUAGCCCCUGUGAUGGACAAAAUCGACAUUCCUAUGAUCUGGAAGAAGAUUGA
This is a messenger RNA of Cadophora gregata, 360 nucleotides long. RefSeq lists its product as uncharacterized. The record is from RefSeq and is a predicted model, not a curated record. Lineage: Eukaryota; Fungi; Ascomycota; Leotiomycetes; Helotiales; Ploettnerulaceae. The transcript is spliced from 2 exons. The coding region runs from base 1 to 360 and encodes 119 amino acids.